GGAAAAAAAAAUAAAGGCCACGUAAAAGGCUGGGUUUGUGAGAGAACAUCUUCAACAUCCAUUUUGGUCCAUGAAUCAUUGCUUGCAAAAAAUGUUUACUUAGCUCCUCAAUCCUUCCCCUACAACUCUUUCUAAACAGCAACAGCGUGGCCACUCGUCACCCUCUUCAUUUCCUUUUGGCUUUUCCUCACCAUUCAUAUUCUCAGUAUAAAAAAACGAAAAAAGAAUCUGUUGAGGGAGGGUUGUUGUUGUUCUAUUCUAAAAUCCAUUGCUCAAUGCUUGGUGUAUUUCAUAGUUUUUUGUGUUGAAAGUAAAUACUAUGUGUGACUUGGUCCUUCACUUUCCAAGUCCCAAGGGAUAUAAUGUAAGAGCUCAAACGAGGUCUACCUGGUCCACCUUUUCUGCUUCUUGUUUGCAUCGACAUUAUUCUAAUGUAUCAUAUGCCUAUAACAAAUCCAUUCAUAUUUCAUCAGUUUCUUCAUAUCACAAGAUAAACCAUCCAUCUUCUGGAACAAAUGGUGUCUGCAAACGUACACCUCUUUCAUCAUUGUUCAGUGGAAGAAGAAUUUGUAUCUCAAAACACCAGAAAUCCUUGAGGUGUAGGUUUCAGAUAUAUGCAUCACUUGAUGUUGCAAGUGCUGUUGAUGUCAUCAAUGACCUCGGGUUGGACACUUUGACAUUCUUAGCUGUUACUGUACUGAUUGUUCCUGCCUUCAAGACCAUAAAAGCUAGCCCUAUACUUGGUUUUUUCUUUGCUGGAGUUGUGCUCAAUCAAUUUGGGCUGAUCAGAAACAUCACGGAUGUUAAAGUUCUUUCGGAGUGGGGGAUUCUUUUCUUGCUUUUUGAAAUGGGAUUAGAGCUUUCACUUGCACGCUUGAAAGCACUUGCAAAGUUUGCUUUUGGCAUGGGACUGACUCAGGUUGUAUUGUCAACUUUGGCAUUUACAUCUUUCGAGCUUCCACCUAAUGAUGCUAUCGGGACAAAGAUUUUGGAGUUUCUUUUUCACUCAAGGCCUGAUCUGGUGAAUAUUAGAAGUGUUGAUGAGGCUGUAGUGAUUGGUGCCGCUCUCUCACUGUCUUCUUCAGCUUUUGUUCUGCAGAUUCUUGCAGAGAAGGGUGAGCUUCCAACUAGAUUUGGCUCGGCUACAUUGGGAAUACUUCUUCUUCAGGAUAUUGCUGUUGUGCCUCUUUUAGUCAUUCUACCGGUGCUGGAGACCCAGAAUCUGAUAGAAGAAAGUAUUUGGCCAAUGCUUGCAAAAGAAAGUCUGAAGGCUUUAGGUGGACUGGGGUUGCUUUCUUUUGGAGGGAAAUACAUAUGGAGGCGAGUUUUUGAGGUUGUUGCAGAAACAAGAAGUUCGGAAGCUUUUGUUGCACUUUGUCUUUUGACUGUUGCAGGAACAUCACUAUUAACGCAGAAGUUGGGCUUUAGUGACACGCUUGGAGCAUUUUUAGCUGGGGCUCUGCUUGCAGAAACAAAUUUCCGUACUCAGAUUGAAGCUGAUAUAAGGCCAUUCAGAGGAUUACUUCUUGGUUUAUUUUUUGUGACUACUGGAACUUCUAUUGAUAUGCAGCUUCUUUUCCGGGAGUGGCCAAAUGUGCUUUCUCUGUUGGCUGGUCUGAUUGUUAUCAAGACAUUGAUCAUAACGGCAAUAGGUCCUCGAGUUGGACUAUCCCUUCAGGAGAGUGUGAGAAUUGGAUUUCUUCUUUCUCAAGGAGGAGAAUUUGGAUUUGUUGUCUUUUCCCUAGCGAAUAGGCUAGGAGUGCUGCCACUCGAGCUGAAUAAACUACUUAUCAUUGUUGUUGUACUAUCUAUGGCACUGACUCCGUUACUUAAUGAAAUUGGACGAAGAGCUUCUGAGUUUGUUGGUGAGAAGUUUGACAAUGAGGAUAGAACUGCUGAAAUGGAAAACUUUGAUCUGAGUGAACCAGUAGUCAUCCUUGGAUUUGGCCAAAUGGGUCAGGUCCUUGCCAAUUUAUUAUCAACACCACUAGCUUCGAGUGAUGGGGAGGAGUUGCAAUAUGUUGCUUUUGAUCUAGAUCCUUCUGUUGUAAAGGCUUCUACAAAACUUGGUUUUCCUGUUAUUUAUGGUGAUGGUUCACGUCCUGCAGUCCUGCAGUCUGCUGGUAUAUCUUCUCCGAAAGCAGUCAUGGUCAUGUACAGAGGAAAAGAAAGGACCACAGAAGCUGUCCAGAGAAUUCGACUAGCCUUUCCAGCGGUACCAAUAUAUGCACGAGCUCAGGAUGUGAUGCAUUUAUUAGAUCUGAAGAAAGUUGGAGCAACAGAUGCCAUUCUUGAAAGUGCAGAGACAAGCUUACAGCUUGGCUCUAAACUUCUAAAAGGGUUUGGUAUCAUGUCUGAUGAUGUAACUUUUCUAAGUCAACUUAUUCGAGAUUCUAUGGAGCUGCAAGCGCAAGAGGUUGUUGAUAAAUCUGAUAAUCAGGUGUCUAAAGUUAUGAAACCAUUACAGGUAAGAGCUGCAGACUUUGUCCAGGGAGUACCCACGCUGUCAACAGACACAACACAGGAUCUAAAGGAUAGAAGUUACAGUUUGGCUGCAGCUGAUCAGUCAUCUGAUGAUGGCGCCACACUGUUAACUGACACAACACAGGAUCUAAGGGAUAGAAGUUAUAGUUUGGCUGCAGCUGAUCAGUCAUCCGAUGAUGGCGCCAUGCUGUCAACUGACACAACACAGGAUCUAAGGAAUAGAAGUUACAGUUUGGCUGCAGCUGAUCAAUCAUUCGAUGGUGGCGUCACGCUGUCAACUGACACAACACAGGAUCUAAGGGAUAGAUGUUACAGUUUGGCUUCAGCUAAUCAGUCAUCCGAUAAUGGCGAGAGCCACCCAUCUCAUGAUCUAGAAAAUGGAGAACAGCUGUUUGAGGAUGAUGAUAUGGAGAGUGCAUUUCCAGCUAACUCGAGACGUGAUGGUGUGGAAAGUGAUGCAGGUGAGAUCUCCCAACAAACUUAGAGUGCUCAGCUGGUUCUGCUGUUGCGACCUAAGGUCCUGGCUUAAGAGUGCCAUCCUUUUAGAACAAAUUAAAAAGACAACAAGAAGGUGAACCUUGCAUUUGGAGGCAUCCAAUUUAGGUCUAUCCCUCCAGUGAGUACUUUUUGUAGAUUCCAAUUUUUGAUAGUUGCAUUAUUGAUGUAUGACUGAGGAUGAGACACGAGCAUGCUAGGAAAUUGUCUUACAAAUUGAAGAUUUGUUAGUGAUCAUAUAUUGUACAUAGUCAAGUUUAUGGGAUUGGGUGUUAGCUAGAUUUUAUUCACCAAUCCAAAAAGAAGGUAAACUCAGUUAGAUUUUGCUUAUACAUCUGAAAACAAGAAAAGUUAUCGGGUUAUUCAAAGAAAAAAAGAUGAUGACUGAAUCUAUCAA
Messenger RNA from Solanum dulcamara, 3376 nucleotides. RefSeq names its product K(+) efflux antiporter 3, chloroplastic. NCBI's taxonomy places the organism in Eukaryota, Viridiplantae, Streptophyta, Magnoliopsida, Solanales, Solanaceae. The coding region runs from base 320 to 2968 and encodes 882 amino acids. Gene Ontology annotation, cellular component: chloroplast; membrane. Gene Ontology annotation, molecular function: antiporter activity. Gene Ontology annotation, biological process: proton transmembrane transport; potassium ion transport. The transcript has 19 exons. The record is from RefSeq and is a predicted model, not a curated record.